Molecule: messenger RNA, 1907 nt
Organism: Gasterosteus aculeatus aculeatus (three-spined stickleback)
Lineage: Eukaryota; Metazoa; Chordata; Actinopteri; Perciformes; Gasterosteidae
Gene: creb3l3a
Product: cAMP responsive element binding protein 3-like 3a
Biological process (GO): regulation of transcription by RNA polymerase II
Cellular component (GO): nucleus
Molecular function (GO): DNA-binding transcription factor activity, RNA polymerase II-specific; RNA polymerase II cis-regulatory region sequence-specific DNA binding
Source: RefSeq, a predicted model, not a curated record
ACUUUGGACCACAGAAGAAGAGCUGCGAGAUACAGCGGAGGCUCUUUCCGAGCGGAGACGUGGCUCCGCAGCAGAGGAAAAACAUUUUUGGGCUAAAACUGUUGUUUUUUGUUGGGAUUUUAUUUUUUGUUGGGGGGGGAGAGGGUUUCCACUGAAGCAAGCAAACUAUGGAGCCCUACCAAGAUGAGGGCUGCGACGGCAUCGAGCUGCUCGACUGGCUGUUCGAUCAAAACGAGGGGAUCCUCCGUCACGAGGAAACGGGACGCCAUGGCAACCAUCACGCCUGGCCGGUCCAGGACCCGAGUAUGCCGCCGGCGGACGACGACUUCCUCAACGCCCUCCUGAGAGGAAGCAGCGGCUCCGCGUCGGGCUCGCCUCUCUGGGCCUCUUCUCCCAGCGACAGCGGGAUCAGCGAGGACCCGCCCUCGGACCAGAUGGACAGCCCCCGGCGUCCCGAGAGCCCCAACGGGGACGCGCGGUGCUUCGGCGCGAGGCCGCGGACCAAGGCGGGCCUGGAAGCCACAGCGUCAGCUGACCUCGAUGGCUGGCAGGCCGCAUUCCCAGCGGGCCGGACGGGGAUCACACAAUGCCCCCUCGAUGCGCAUCGAGCACAGAUGCCCUCUGGCUUCGCGCUGACUGUCAAGGAUCUGCUGCUGUCUGGCACCCAGGAGCCCCCUCCGCACCCUCCUCACCAGUCCAUUCAGGAGCUGAUUCUCAAUGAAGAUGAGAAAAAGCUCCUGGCGAAGGAGGGGGUGUCUCUGCCCGGCCAACUACCUCUAACCAAGUACGAAGAAAGGAUCCUGAAGAAAAUACGCAGGAAGAUUCGCAAUAAGCAGUCGGCUCAGGAGAGCAGGAAGAAGAAGAAGGAGUACAUCGAUGGGCUCGAGAGCAGGAUGGCUGCUUGCAACGCACACAACCACGAGCUGCAGAGGAAAGUGUCCCAGCUGCAGAAAUGCAACAUGUCGCUGAAGGAACAGUUGCGCAGGCUGCAGGCCAUGGUCAUGAGUUCCUCCCACAAGCCGGCCCAGGCUGGGACGUGUGUGCUGGUGCUUCUGCUCUCCUUCUCGCUGAUCCUGUUCCCGAGCCUCAAGCCUUUCUCUGACGCCAAGGUCAGCCAAGGAGACUUCAGUCCAGUCAGAAUCCAGUCACGUUCCCUGCAGAACCUGCAGGCUUCCCGCGUCCUGCACGUCACCGAGUUCCCCGCCGAGGAUGAGGUGGAGCCUCUGCACCGGCACGUCCCGGGACGUCGGGACGUGGAGGAUAUUACUGCCGUGAUGGAGAAGCUGGGAGUGAGCCCGGAGAGGCCCGACGCGGAGCCCGUGGCCGUGAACAGCAGCCGGCAGGAACGUGUGGUGGAUGAUUUCCACGUGGACCCAAUUACCGGUCACAUAGCUUCCCUGACCUUGGAUCCCCGGCGCUCUGCGAGGCUGCGACCGCACGCCGACGACAUGUGAAAGGACGGGAUUCAUCAUUUCUACGUGAAUUCCCUAAAUCGUCCUGCUCCUGAUGGCAGAGCGGGCAAUUAUCUGUUUUAUACAGUUUAAAAUAAUCGUUUCUGGCCUUUUAAUAUCGUUUAUAUAUUUAGUUUGUAUUUCUUUUCCGUGGUUGCGAUGCUGUUUUAUAGCGUGUUUUUGUUUUAAUCGUACACUGAAAUUGCUUUUGAAGAUGAACUUUGUAAUAUUAUGCUCCUGGCUUUGAUAAGAUGUCAGAGAGAAUUAGUUUGUUUAAGAAUGUCAAAAAAAAGCUGGGCACAUUGAGCUCUGAUGAUGUGUACAGUUUUGAUCCCAACGAAUAAUUUAAAAAAAUGAAAGGAUUUUUAAAGCAUGUUUCCAUUUAAUAAUUUAUUGGAAGUGUUUGGAAUAAUUAAUGAAUAAAAUCUGCCUCAAAUAAAAUAUGUCAAAACGAAA